Molecule: messenger RNA, 882 nt
Organism: Indicator indicator
Lineage: Eukaryota; Metazoa; Chordata; Aves; Piciformes; Indicatoridae
Product: syntaxin-1B-like
Exons: 1
Coding region: 1-882 (293 amino acids)
Biological process (GO): intracellular protein transport; exocytosis; synaptic vesicle fusion to presynaptic active zone membrane
Cellular component (GO): SNARE complex; plasma membrane; endomembrane system
Molecular function (GO): SNAP receptor activity; SNARE binding
Source: RefSeq, a predicted model, not a curated record
AUGAGGGACCGGCUGGCGGAGCUGCGGCAGCGAGCCGCGGCCGAGGGGGACCUGUAUGAGGAUUCCAUGUGCUUCGACAACCCAGCCUUGGCUGGGGACGACGCCAACCCCGUCAGCCAGGCGCUUCAGGAGGCGGCCAAGCUCUGGCAGGCGCUGGACCGGCUGGAGCAGCUCUCUGAGAGCAUCGACAAGAUGCAGCAGAAGGUUCUCUGCUGCACCUCCGAGGACAGCAUCGCCCGGGAGAAGCUGGAGCUUGGCGCUGCCAGAGCCACCUUUGCGCGGGAGGCCAUGGCCCUGCAGCCCCUGCUGGGCGCCCUGCCGCUGGCACCGGAGCGGGCGCCGGGGCAAGCCAGCCCCCGGAUCCGCCAGACCCAGCUGUGGCUGCUGCUGCGGCGGUACCAUGCCACGCUGGCCCGCCACUACGCCCGGGAGAACCGCUACCGGCACAGGCUGAAGGAGCAGAUCAAGAGGCAGGCCGAGCUGGCGGGCAUCCACCUGGCCGCCAAGGACUUGGACCAACUAACAGAGAGCCCUGAGGCGCCCCGCAUCGUGGGCCGGGACCUGGAGGAUCUCGAGGCCAAGCGACACCUGGCCUUGGCCGAGAUGCGCCAGCGGCAGCUCCUGGAGCUGGAAAUGCAGAUGGUGGAGCUGCACGGGUUGUUCUUGCAGCUGGAGGGGCUGCAGGCCGAGCAGCACGGGGCCGCCGACAGCGUGGAGCACCACGUCCUGCGCACCCUUGACUACAUUGCCCAGACCGGCGACGAGGUGAAGAAAGCCAUCAAGUACCAGCGGCCGUCGCGGCUUUCGGCCCUGCUGACCGCUCUGCUCGGCCUCUGCGCCUGCUGCGCCUGCCUGCCCUGCCUCGGCGGCACCCUCCGCUGA